This is a messenger RNA of Chelonia mydas (Green sea turtle), 16563 nucleotides long. RefSeq names its product argonaute RISC catalytic component 3. The coding region runs from base 294 to 2978 and encodes 894 amino acids. Gene Ontology annotation, biological process: regulation of stem cell proliferation; regulatory ncRNA-mediated gene silencing. The record is from RefSeq and is a predicted model, not a curated record. The transcript has 20 exons. Lineage: Eukaryota; Metazoa; Chordata; Testudines; Cheloniidae. Gene Ontology annotation, molecular function: protein binding; RNA binding.
GCCGAGGCACACAGAGCGAGCGCACAGCGCGAGCGCGAGCCGGGGCUGCUGGCGGCCACGCAACUUCCGCUCCUUGAGCUCCCGCUCCCAGCGCGCGCCGCCCGCGAGCGAUCGGCCGGCACCGGCUGAGGGGAGGGAGGCCGCCCCGCUCCCCCGUGCCUCACAGCCCCGCUCCCCGGGCCGGCCGGCCGGACCCGGCGCCGCCGGGGGGGAGAGGCGGCAGCCCCCGGCCCUGAGGGGAGAGGCAGGACCCUGAGCCCGCAGCCUGAGAACGGCCGCCCCCAGCUCCAUGAAUGGAAAUCGGCAGCGCAGGACCCGUCGGGGCACAGCCCCUUCUCAUGGUGCCCAGACGUCCCGGCUAUGGCACCAUGGGCAAACCUAUUAAAUUGCUGGCCAACUGCUUCCAAGUUGAAAUCCCAAAGAUUGAUGUCUACCUCUAUGAGGUGGAUAUUAAACCAGAUAAGUGUCCUCGCAGGGUGAACAGGGAGGUGGUGGACUCCAUGGUGCAGCAUUUUAAAGUGACAAUAUUUGGGGACCGGAGACCAGUUUAUGAUGGGAAGAGAAGCCUUUAUACAGCCAAUCCACUCCCUGUAGCAACCACUGGGGUAGAUUUGGAUGUAACAUUACCAGGAGAAGGUGGAAAAGAUCGUCCCUUCAAGGUGUCAAUAAAGUUUGUUUCUCGGGUGAGCUGGCACUUGCUGCAUGAAGUUUUGACAGGAAGAACCUUGCCUGAGCCUCUGGAACUAGACAAACCAAUCAGCACUAACCCUGUUCAUGCUGUCGAUGUGGUGCUACGACACCUACCCUCCAUGAAGUAUACCCCUGUGGGCCGCUCCUUUUUCUCAGCUCCAGAGGGCUAUGAUCACCCGUUGGGAGGGGGCAGGGAAGUAUGGUUUGGAUUCCAUCAGUCUGUUCGGCCUGCCAUGUGGAAAAUGAUGCUUAAUAUUGAUGUUUCUGCCACUGCCUUCUACAAAGCACAACCUGUAAUUCAGUUCAUGUGUGAAGUUCUCGACAUUCAUAACAUUGAUGAACAACCAAGACCUCUGACUGAUUCUCAUCGGGUAAAAUUCACCAAAGAGAUAAAGGAAUGCAGCAUGUCUAACUGUACAGUGAGCAGCUGUCACUCUACUUCACCAACACAUCUCAGUCAUUGUAAUAGAAAUAGCCACUGUAAGAAAACACUGCAAGGUCUGAAGGUUGAAGUGACUCACUGUGGAACAAUGAGACGGAAAUACCGUGUUUGUAAUGUAACAAGGAGACCUGCCAGUCAUCAAACCUUCCCUUUACAGUUAGAAAACGGCCAGACAGUUGAGAGAACAGUAGCACAGUACUUCAGAGAGAAGUAUAACCUCCAGCUGAAAUAUCCUCAUCUUCCUUGUCUACAAGUGGGACAGGAGCAGAAACAUACCUACCUGCCUCUAGAAGUAUGUAACAUUGUGGCAGGCCAGCGAUGUAUCAAGAAGCUAACAGACAAUCAGACAUCAACCAUGAUCAAAGCAACAGCAAGAUCUGCCCCAGAUAGACAAGAGGAAAUUAGCAGAUUGGUAAGAAGUGCAAACUAUGAUGCAGAUCCAUUUGUUCAGGAGUUUCAGUUUAAAGUUCGGGAUGAGAUGGCCCAUGUGACAGGGCGCGUGCUUCCAGCUCCAAUGUUGCAGUAUGGAGGACGGAAUCGAACAGUGGCAACCCCAAGCCAUGGCGUAUGGGAUAUGCGAGGGAAACAGUUUCACACUGGUGUUGAGAUCAAAAUGUGGGCCAUAGCUUGCUUUGCAACGCAGAGACAAUGCAGAGAAGAAAUACUGAAGGGUUUUACAGAUCAGCUGCGCAAGAUUUCGAAGGAUGCAGGGAUGCCGAUCCAAGGCCAGCCAUGUUUUUGCAAAUAUGCACAGGGUGCGGACAGUGUGGAGCCGAUGUUCCGACACCUUAAAAACACCUACUCCGGGCUCCAGCUCAUCAUUGUCAUCCUGCCAGGGAAAACACCUGUAUAUGCGGAGGUGAAACGUGUGGGAGAUACGCUGUUGGGGAUGGCCACGCAGUGCGUUCAAGUCAAGAAUGUCAUUAAAACAUCUCCUCAGACUCUCUCAAACCUGUGCCUAAAGAUUAAUGUUAAAUUAGGAGGAAUCAACAACAUUCUUGUACCUCAUCAACGACCUUCUGUGUUCCAACAACCGGUGAUCUUCUUGGGAGCAGAUGUCACUCAUCCGCCUGCUGGGGACGGAAAGAAGCCUUCCAUUGCUGCUGUUGUAGGUAGUAUGGAUGCUCAUCCAAGCAGAUAUUGUGCCACAGUGAGAGUUCAAAGACCUCGGCAGGAGAUUAUCCAAGAUUUGGCCUCCAUGGUAAGAGAACUUCUCAUCCAGUUCUACAAGUCAACGCGAUUCAAACCCACACGUAUCAUCUUCUACAGGGAUGGGGUUUCUGAAGGACAAUUUCGACAGGUGUUGUAUUAUGAGCUGCUAGCAAUUAGAGAGGCCUGCAUCAGUCUGGAGAAAGAUUACCAGCCAGGAAUAACCUACAUCGUAGUACAGAAACGACACCACACGCGAUUGUUCUGUGCGGACAGAACUGAAAGGGUUGGAAGAAGUGGCAACAUUCCAGCUGGAACAACUGUAGAUACAGAUAUUACACACCCAUACGAGUUUGAUUUUUACCUCUGUAGCCAUGCUGGAAUACAGGGUACCAGCCGUCCCUCACACUAUCAUGUUUUGUGGGAUGAUAACUGUUUUACUGCAGAUGAACUUCAGCUGCUGACUUACCAGCUCUGCCACACAUAUGUGCGUUGCACACGUUCUGUUUCUAUACCUGCACCAGCGUAUUAUGCUCACCUGGUAGCAUUCAGAGCAAGAUACCAUCUUGUGGACAAAGAACAUGACAGUGCUGAAGGAAGCCAUGUUUCAGGACAAAGCAAUGGGAGAGACCCACAGGCCCUUGCUAAGGCUGUACAGAUUCACCAAGACACCUUACGCACCAUGUACUUCGCUUAAAUAAAUCAAUAAAAUCGGAGCAUACUCACCGAAAGGAAGAACUGAAAAAUUAAGCCACAUACAAUGUAUGUUUCCGGUGGGGUCAGUUUAUGGGGUGCGCCUCCGAUCAUGCUGAAGCCGACACUGUGCAGGGGCAAGGGGCUAAUCCUUAAAUUGACACGAGGAGGAUUGUUUACUUCAUCGAGGAACACAGCACUAUUAUGCAAUAUGAAACCAGCCAACUGCUUUUUUGGGGCGGUCUUCUGUAGGAAGUGCCGUUGUCAUCAGUUAUUUUUUUUUAUUUCUUGUAGUCUAACCCUUUUAUGCCUUUACCUCAAGUUGCUUGGCAGCACAACUAUCUUUGCAAAAAACGUUAAUGAUGUAGUUAAAAAAAAACCACAAACGACCUAUAGAGCAAUCACAAUGAUUGUUGAGGGGGGAAGUGUGCAAGAAAUAGCCUUUUGUCUUUACCCAAAUGCAUUGAGGAGGCUUUCUCUCAUUUUUGCCAUCAGCAUUUGAAUGGGAACAUAUCCAAGUACAUUUCAAUGUACAGCACUAACUAGAAAAAAUUAGGGGAAGGGUUUUGCACACAUUGGUCCAUUAAUCUGAACGUAAUUUAGCCAACUGCUGCCUUUGUGUCUUUCUUCACAGUUUGGAGUCCUCAACUCCAAUAGCUCCCUUUAAAAAAAGCUAGUGGUGUCUGUGCAGCAGUAGUGAUCCAAACUCUUCUUGCUCCCUGGUGAGUUUACUAAAGCUGCUGUUUUACCUUGUCCAGAAGUUUCAACUAAUGCUCUAUCUGGCAAGUCGUAAAUAUAUUUUGAGCUUCAUGCAAGAUCAGAUGUUCCUUGUUUUAUGGGUUACACACAGUAAACACCAGAAACAAAACUUUAGAGUUGAGGUCUUUAUUUGCUAGUUUACUUGCUGCCUCUUACACCUUAAUGUGAUUUCAUACAUAUGUGUGUGUUUUUGAAGUUUAGCUUCUUUUUCUUUUAUAUUUAUUAGAAUAAUAAUAAUGCUUUAAUUUAAUUAUUACAGAACAUAUGGGCAACAUCAAUUUUUAUUUUUAGAAAUGUAACCAUGUUUAUUUUAAAAAAACAACUGACAACUUGUUUUUGCUAUCUUUUAGUGCAAUAAGCCGUUCUAAAGGAAAAAUGUGUCCGUUUAGCUGUAUUAAAGCGGCGUUUGUACCACUAACUGUGGGAGAAUGGACACCUCCACAAUUUUAAAAGGACAAAGUAAAAGCCUUAAUUUCAAAAGGAAAGUUUUAUAGUCAUCAGGAGUCAUGCAUGUUCCUUUUCUAAAUCAAACCAGCUAAGAACAGCAAAACCUUUGCUUCUAGGAUUCUGCAAGCUUUAAUAUUGGCAAUCAAUGCAGUAUUUUGAUUUAACAAAGGAAUUGUGUACAUUUUUGGGUUUAAAAGACUGCAGUUAUUUGAACUCAAGUGAAGACUUUUCAUUGAAGAUCCAGGUUUUCAGAUGCUUUCUUUAAUGUAGCUGACAUUAAUCAUAAAAAAUGUCUUAAGAAGUUAAUGAAGUUCUUAAGCAAUUUUUGCUUAUUUCAUGUUCAGUGGCUUUCCUUUUAAAAUUAAGGUGUUGGUGGCUUCAUUUCACUUUACAAAUAAAUUAAGAGGGCUGGGAUAAUUUUAACAAGUUAAAUCACUGAAAUGUGAAACAAAACAUUAAUGGGACUUUUGUUCAUUCCACUUUAAAGUUAAAACAAGUAUUUUAAAGAUGAUAGAGAUGAGCAUGUAUUCAGUACGUCUGGGCAUCGGGGAGUUUUGCACUUUGUAACCUCGUGAACUGCAUUUUUGACUGUUUUAUUUGCACUGGUUCAUAGUAUAUAUGCAUAUAUACUGCAGAUUGUUUAUAUGGGCAUUGCUGUUAUCCCAGCCCUUCUAAACUCCACCUGCUCUUCACACGAAAACCAAUGGGUUUGUUUAAGUAUCUCAUUUGUCUCUUGUCCUUCUUGUGUAAUCCACUAUAUUUGCCAAUUUACUGUAUUUUGAGCCUAAAAUCUGAGCCCGUUUUGCUUUAACAGGCAUGCAUUUCUCCCAUUUCUGCCAGAAAACUAAGUACUGUAUUUUGUGCAUUUGUACAUUGUAUUGAAAUGUAUGUAGUGCUGUUCACAACACUGUCUCAAAGCGCUUUACUAAAUAGUUGGUGUAUAUACAUAUAUAUUUUUCUCCCAAUAUCAAGAAACAUAAUGCAAAGAAACUAAUUUUUUGCAUAGUUUAAAAUUGCACUGGAAAUGGUCAUGCUGGUGGGCAGUGUACCUAGCGGCUUGGCAGAAAAGGGGACUAUUGUAACAGAUCUCUGUGUAGCCAACAAGCUCUUAGGAGUCUCUUUCAUUGAUAGUGGGAUUAUAUUCAUUCAUCAGUGGGACUGCAGAUUCCUAACUGAAGUGUCCCAGUGUUCUCUGGCUGCUUCAUGCACUUAUCUUUCAGCUCCUUUGAAUAAAACUGCUGCAGGGAUGUCAAUAUAAUGAAAUGAUUGGAGCAAGAUGGUUUCCAAACAAAUCUCUCUAUCUUUUAUUCUGUAACUUGUCAGAAAGUAACUCUUAGAAGAGCUCUAGCUAGUAGACCCAUUUAGAAAAGGCCCAGGUUUGGCUUUUUAUAUAAGAUUAAUUUUUUUAAAAUUGAAGGGGCUUUUUUAGAAAAACCUGCUUUACAAGGACUUUUUGUGAACUGGCAUUUUGAUGAAAAGCCCUUUUUAAAAAAAUAUGGCCUUUAACUCUUCUUUUAAAGACACUAUACAGUUUCUAGUCUGCCUACACUCAGUGACUAUGAUUUGAAAGUUUUACGUUACUUUGCUUGCUGCUUUCACCAAAAAUUUAAAUAUAUGUAAAAAUCCAUUGGGGAAAUGACUUUAAAAUGUUUGCUCAGCAGGCCAGUGUAACUGGUUUUCAUGUGAAGAGAAGUUGGGAGUUUUAAUCUCUAUAUUCUUAGUUUUGCAAAUGUCUACAUAAAGUGCCGAUACGUAUAUUUGUAUUACAAUAUCAAGUUACUGGCGUUGUGAGGGCCACACGUUUAUGAUACUGUAGCUGCUAUAUUUAUUUAAAUGGAGACGGACAAUUACUGCACUAGGAAAUGAGGAGAUGAGCAGGAACCAAGGCUUAGAGUUUAGAUGUGGUAUCUCGUUUUUCAAAAGAAAAUUAACAGUGUGAAAUACCAAGUGUAACAAAGGGUGCUGUCAUUUUAAUUGAGAUUAAAUAGCCAGAUAUUCUUCCUUUGUCUAAAGACUUAUAUAUAUUUUGAUGUUUGCAGUUUAGGGGGUGGGGGGAUAAAUGGUACCUCAUCUGUGGUGGCAGUUUCCAGUAUAUUUUCAUGGGAGUAUAUGGAUUUUUUAUUUUUGUACCUGCUCUCCUUUAAAGAAAAGUUUUUCUCAAGUUUUAUGUGCUUUUUAGAGAAAUCUCAAGUGCAACACACAUGAUCCCUUUAUCUUUCCAGGAGCACUCUGUAUAUAGCCCAAACAGGGAUGUGGGCAAAGGCUGACAGUUCCACUCUGCGGAAACAUUGGCCUCAUUUGUGCAUACAUCUGUCUAAAACAGUGGUUCCCAAUCUUCUCAGACACUGUACCAGUUUACCAGACUAAGACUUUACUUUGUACUAACAAGUGCCACUAACCUCCCAAACAAUGGGGGCAUACACUUGGACACCCAGCACAAAAUUUGGGGUGGGCAACCAAGGAUGCUAGCCACACACACCUGAAAUAACAAUACUGGUACAUGUACCAAUUUGUAGGAACCACCGUCCUAGAAAUGGCAGUGCUUCUCCUAAGGUUAACAGAAGGGUUUUUGGUAAUGGCGGUUACUUUAAAUAUGUGAUCUAGUGAUUAGUGGAUGCAACUUUGGAAAGAAUUUUUAGUAGUUUGAAUUGUUAAACUCUUGCUACAUCUGCUAACAGCACGACUGACAACUCCACUCAAACAAAGCAGCUUUGAUUUGUGGGGCACUUCCACUGUGGCCAUUUUACUCAGGAUUGUUUGAUGGCUGUCAAAUGUUAAACCAUUUAGUUGAAAUUAUGCAAAGGUUAUUUCCCUAGGAUUCAUUUUGGGAUGCUUUUAGACGGUAGUUUAGCCCUUGUAACAGCUUUUAAGUUAAAAUGGAUUCCUGAAGCUUGUCAGUCAAAUUCUUUCAAGAUGCCAUUGGUCCUAAAUUAUUUCCAUUUCUUCUUUUUGUGCAGAUACUUGUUGGAUUAAUGUUUAGGCACAGGACAUUAGGUGAAUAAUCACCUCUGUACACAUCUUAGCUGCUUAUGUUGGUUUUUUACUAGUGCUCAAAUGCACAAUAGUGUGAAAUUUCCAAGCUUCAAUUUCAAAAGUAUGAGGCCUUUCUGGAUUUAUUUACAUUUUACUCGUACCUUGAAACUUGUCGACCUUUGUGUUCUCAGUUUUGUGAACUGAUGGGAUAACCUUUCUCAAAGCACUUUUCAUAACAGAGAAGUCAAAGAAGCACUGAUUAUAUACAUUGAAACCAUAACUUUUCAUUUCCAAACGGUCGUCUUGAAGUUUCUUUUCAUGCCAGACAAAUGCUCCGUCAGCUGCAGUGUUGUGGAGUAAAUGUGGCUGCCACUGGCCAGUUAAUUUUAUCAAAUAGAAAAUCCAUGUAGAUGUCAAAGGGACAAAUAUUCCUGGCUUACUUCCUACCCAAAGAUGGUACUUGAAUUUGACAUUGUGUAUGGGGUACCAUUUGUGUUUUGGCACAUCUUUUAAUUAUAAAAACUUCACUUAGCCAAUUCGCUCAGAUAUCUAUUAUUUUUGUAAAAACGAAAAAAAUUAGGUUAAGGCGAGUACUAAUCUCAGUGUUUUCUGCUAGUAGAAAAUCUUUGUAACUUUACAAUAGUUGUGAGGUGUGAAUCUGAUGUGUACAGGACCCUAUGUUUUACCUGUCUAGCAGAGUCUCAAGAAUACAAUCACUAGAACACUGAGGUUUAAAAUUAGUUUGUGGCCUGAGAAGCCUAUGGGAAGCAGUGGGUGUGGCGGGUAGGUGAAGGUUUGCAAAGAAGCAAACCAAUGAAGCAUCACUGUUACAGAAACUAGGGAGUUGGCGGAGAGACUCCAUACCAAUCACCUUUCCAGCCAUGUGCCCCUAGACUGUGUUAGAAUUCUGUCUGAGAUCCUCUCAUUCUAACAUGGGUAAAAAGAAAAGGAGGACUUGUGGCACCUUAGAGACUAACAAAUUUAUUUGAGCAUAAGCUUUCGUGAGCUACAGCAUGAAGUGAGCUAUAGCUCACGAAAGCUUAUGCUCAAAUAAAUUUUAGUCUCUAAGGUGCCACAAGUACUCCUUUUCUUUUUGCGGAUACAGACUAACUCUGAAACCUAACAUGGGUCAUUAUUGUAGUGUCCUGUUAAAGCAAAGAAGUUCCACUGUUAAAACUUGGAGCAAUUUUAAAUUUUUUUUUUAAGCAAGACAGUCCUCAGAAAGUGCCUUUUCAGAAGAUGGUGCUGUAGAUUUUUAUGUUCAAAUUGUACAUGGCUGAAAAUUUGAGAAAAAUUAUUGAAAAUGCCAAGUGUUUGGUAUCAUUUUAUAUAUCUUCAAGCAGCAGUUUCUGAGUCAGGACCAAGAAUAACCGAGGAAGGGUGUAUUCAGAAGGAGGGAAAGGUAUUGAGGAGCGAUCACCAAAUUCAACUUUUAGGCUUGAAGUAGUUUGGAUUUUAUUUAAUGUAACUAACCACUUCCUAUUUUAAAGGAGGAUGCAUUGGGGGAGGAAAGGGGGAGAAACAGCGCAGAACACUUCAGGCAGUGGUGUAGUUAAUAUUUAAAUGGGAUCAUAGAUGAUCAAAGGACAUGUCGUCAUUUUUGGAGAUGAAGUAAAAUUCUCUGGAGGCUUAUAAUGAGAUAGUAAGUCCUACUUUGAGUAGACUUCACCCAACCUGUAUUUUAAGAGAGUAAUGUUUACAUGCUAAUGGAACUUCUAAUGACUUAAUAGGGACUUUUCAUAAUAUAAGUGGUAAAUGUGUUUGGAUGAUUGUUGGUGCCCUGUUUUUACAGUGCUAAAAGAUGUUGUGGAACCCCUGUUGACUUUGGUGAGCAUUCCUCCAGUCAAGAAGAGUUGUAGACUAGACUAAUAAACACUGCACCUCAGUAACCUUGUAAUGCUGCAUAAAGUAAUAAUAAUGGCAAAGUUCUGCCUUGAUUUCACUGUAAUGUGCUUGCACAUGCCUGCAAAAAUACACACACAAGUUUCAUUUUUGUAAUGCCUUAAUAGCAGUUAAAAGAUUUUUUUUUUAAAAGAUGAGGUUUGUCCUUUAUUGUGGUGUUUCCUUAUAUUUAUUGGUAAUUUGUGUGCAGCUUGUAGUUUCAUGUGUUUGUCCUGAAUGUUGCUUUUCAACAGUUUUUUUUUUUUAGGAGGGAGUUGUUUCUAGGUGUCUUUUUCUUUGUGAAAUCAUAACUUUACUAACGAUUGAGGAGAAACUGAAUGAAAUGAUCAGGACAUAAAACAGUAGCUGGAUUUGAUUUAGAAUUCUGAUGUGCCCUUUUCUGUGUUCAGUUUAUUUCUGUAAAUGCAGUACUGGUCUUUAACAUGUAUAAAACAGUUCUAGAUCAUCUGAGAAUACUGGUCUCUCUCUAUGUUAAGCAAGAUGUUUUCAAGAGUCAGAAACAUUAAUCUGAAACUCCCACUUUUACUGAUAAAUGGCAUAUUUGCUGGAAUUGGUUUAUUCAGUAAAUGUAUCAGUUUUUCUAGUAUGAUUAAGCAGUGUCAGCACCUUUAUUUUAAAUAUUAAUUUGGAAUUGCUCACUUAAGUUCAAGUAAUUAAUCUAUUCAAAUUGUAAAGUGGGCAUAGUGAUCCUUGCUCGAACUUUUAGGUCUUUAGGGAAAAAGAGCACUGUCAAGUUAAUCCAUAAUUAAAAAUACUUGCUUAUUACUUAAUGUAGGUUAUAAAAAUGAAUUUUAAAGAACUAAUUUAUUUUUCUCUGUUUUUGCUGUCUUUUGCUUCUAGUUCAACUUAGACAAAGAAAUUAGUUAGUUUAUAGUAACUUUAUAGUCAGAGCAAUAUUGGCAUUUAAACCUUCCUCUACAGUGAUUUCACCUAAACUGUUUUUUCUUUUAAAUCAUAAAUUCCUGAAAGCAUUUCUUGUUUAGGUUUUAUUACAGUUUAUUCCACAAAACCUAAAUUCAGGGCCAAAACUACCUUACUUUUGUCCCAUUAGUAACAGCCAUACCUUUAUUUUACAGAUUGAAAAGGACCAAAAAUUCUUGUUCCAUCAUUUUUUCAUGCAAAGAUAGACCCUGCAUCUUUUUUUCCAUUGCCCAUAGCCAAUUUUAUGACUUUUAACCAAUCCAGAAGUUGCUGAGAUCCAGUAAGAUUUCAGUUCUUGUCUUUUUUGCUUUCCAUACUUUGUAAAUAUGGCUACAAAAGUCUAAAGAGAUGUAAUAAUUUAAAUUUGGUGAUAUUGUUUUUAUUGGGCACAAGCCCUUACUAAUCAGUCAUACCUGGAUUAAAAUGUACUGUGGCAUAUGUAUGUAAUUACAGUAGAUCUGUAUUACUCAGCAGCAAGUGUGUGAAGUUUUAAAACACCCAGUUUAAGCUUAAACUAAAAAAUUGCUGAUGGUGCAGACACUCUCUCAUGAAAUAUUUUCAGUAGGAAAAAUAAUCUAGUGCAUAUGUCUGGUUUUAAUUCAUCCUCCUUGCUGAUAGAGACUUGGUGAGUGAACAUUUUCUGGAAUAAAUUGUAUUGUUGGUAACAGGUUGUGCUGGAGUAAUGAUUAAACCAAGCUGACUGAAUUAUGUUAGGAGUCUUGUCACUUUUCUUUCCUAUAUUACUGAAGUAGAGAACAAUGGCCGUGAUGACAGUCACAUCAAACCAACAAUAGAGAGCUGUCAAAAGCAGUGCAAGGGGGAAAUUAGUGUUUAUAUUUAAAACUGUGUAAGCAAUGGAAAGCUAAGGUUUCAGAAAGAACCAUGUGCGGCUCAGAACCUUGUGAACCUGUAUUUUCAUGUUUAGAUCACCAAAAGGAAAAAGCCUCUUGCAUUUGGCCACUUUAAAACAACCACAGGAGGGGAAAGAGCUUUUUUCAAAUGAGUGCCUGUGUUCCUUCUACCACAUAAGAAUGCAGAGAAGCAGCUAGUAAUGCCCUUGGGCGCUGUACAUUUGAAUGUAAAAUUAUAAAGAACAACAUUUUUAUUUUGCUUUUACCUAAACGCUGCUACUUUAAAUACUUAGUUAAAAUCUGAUACAUUGGUGCAAUUUGAAACCCUACAGCCAAAAGAUUUCAUGUGUAAGACCAUAACAUUUAAUUACUGUUGAAGGUUGUUGGCCACAGUCUUCAGCAGCUGAUACUGCAGUGUACAUAGCCAUCCAGAGACAGAGCAGUCAGUUGCAGUGUUCAUCUUCCAUGGCAUUGCAAUUGGUGCUACUCAUGUUCAGCUUUUAACCUACCUUCCCUUUUCUUCUAAACAAACUCACUCACCAUACUAUGCCCGCAUGGGAUAUCCAUUUCUAUCUGCAACAAUUUUGUUACCCUUUGGAAAACAAGGGUUUAGUUAUUGGACUAGUGAGUGUUAAGGCAAUGAGUGAUGGUUUGUGGUGAAGCAACUGCUAAUAGAGAAACCCAGGAAGGGUUUAAACAGAAUUUUGUAGGGUAAGCUGCAUUCUGCUCUGGUUCUUCAAAGAAUUGGUAGGAAUCUCAAAAGGUGAUUUGAGCACUCUUAAAACAUUUAUCUAUCUUGCAGGAAUUAUUUGAGCUGAUACUGAGAACCCAGCAAGCGUUUUGCCUUUUUCUGAUCAAGAACAGAAGCUAGAAGACAAUUUACACUUGCAGCAUUCCCAAAUAGAUAUGCUAUGGUUAAGAUUUUCAUGCACUAAACUUAAAACUGAGAUUCUUCUUUCAUUUUCCUUAGCCCACUGUUACAAUGCUAAUAUUUUAAAAUUUUCAUGUCACUUUUUUGUUAAGGAAUGUGCACUCUGAAUGGGAUUACGCAUGAAUUUAUAGAGUUUGUUACCCUUUCAGGUACUUUUUGAGCUAAAACAACGAGUCCUCGUGGCACUUUAGAGACUAACAAAUUUAUUUUGGCAUAAGUUUUCGUGGGCUAGAACCCACUUCAUCAGAUGCAUGGAGUGGAAAAUAGAGUUUGUGUGUGUGUGUAUAUAUAUAUACACACACAUAGAACAUGAAAAGAUGGGAGUUGCCUUACCAAGUGGGGGGGGGCAGUUUAAUGAGACAAUUCAAUUAACAGUAGAAUAUCAAGGGAAGAGAAAUCACUUUUGUAGUGGUAAUGAGGGUGGCCCAUUUCAAACAGUUGACAAGAAGGUGUGAGUAACAGUAGGGAGAAAUUAGUAUGGUAAAAUUAGAUUUUGUAAUGACCCAUCCACUCCCAGUCUUUAUUCAGGCCUAAUUCGAUGGUGUCCAGUUUGCAGAUUAAUUCCAGUUUUGCAGUUGCACAUUGGAGUCUGUUUUUGAAGUUUUUUUGUUGAAGAAUUGCCACUUUUAAGUCUGUUAUUGAGUGACCAGGGAGGUUGAAGUGUUCUCCUGCAGGUUUUUGAAUGUUGUAAUUCCUGAUGUCAGAUUUGUGUCAAUUUGUUCUUUUGCAUAGAGACUGUCCAGACACACAUCUGCAUCUGACCAGUCACACACUUUGCUUGAUUCUUUUGGAGCCUGGCUGUUUUUUUUCCUGGCAACUAUGAGGGACAUUUAAGAAUGUGGUAUAACAAAUGUAGGAGCACAACAAACUGGCCUGAUUUAAGUGGAAGCCUUGUGGUGAAAAUUCUAUGCCACAAUUACCUCUGUAAAAAUUAUUUUGCCAGCAGCUAAGGUGGGGUUGGUCUAUAUAAAGAAUUUUGUAAUGUCUUGGGUGUGAAAGGUUUGAGAAGAAAAGUACCUUCUCUUCUAUACCAAGGUACUAAUAUAGAGCAGAUCUGUGUAUACUACAUGCUGUGCAAAAGCACUUACUUGUACCUGUUUCACCAUUGAGUUCUGGAUGCUAGUUUUUAGAGUUGAAGCUGCUGUGAAGGUGGAUUUUCAAAAUGUGGAGGGAAAAUUUCAGAUGGACCAUACUGAAACAAUUUUGAGACCAAAAAGAACGAGGAGUACUUGUGGCACCUUAGGGACUAACAAAUUUAUUAGGGCAUAAGCUUUCGUGGUGGUUAGUCUCUGAGGUGCCACAAGUACUCCUCUGUCUUUUUGCUGAUACAAACUAACACGGCUGCCACUUUGAAUUUUGAGACUGUGGCAUGGUCUGUAGCCAGGCACUCCAGAAUUCAAAUUCUUGCUGUAACAUAAACUCCCUCUGUGUCUCUGGGUUAGUCACUCUGCCUCAGUUGCACCAUCUGUAAAAUGUGGGUAAUACUGCACGCUGUUUUAUAAGGACUAAGUAUUACAUGUUUUGAAGAUGAGUAAUGCUAUAGAAGUACUAAAUUAUUAAUACAUCUAAAUUGAGGUAUCUUUUGUAAAUUUUCAUCUCCAUUUAUCAGUCCUGUAUUUUGUUUAAUGUUUCUCCCAUCUACCUGCUCUAGGGGUGGUGCCAUGGACCCAGGGUGUGGUCUUCGUGCAUGCGUCGUAUCUGCUCUGGGAGUUACCUGUUGGGAAAGCCAGCAGUACUGGGUCUAUAAUGCUGACUUUGUACCUAUCAUUUUUCUGACAACAGGAAUGUUUUUUUGUUGCAACGUGUUCGGUAAAAUGGAGAAGUCUGUGUAAACACAGAUUUGCAAAAAUAGCAAUUAAAAUAUAGAAUUAUUGGCCAGUAAAUUUGCUUUUUGUCUAAAGUUGCCCAACUGUGGAAGUCUCUUUUAAAAAAAUAAAAUAAUCUGUUCAAACACCCAGUUCUUUACAAUAGAAAAUGCAGGUUGUGCAAGGUUCUGUUCAUUUUGGCAUAUCAGCUCGUCAGUUUUCCAUUGGAGGGGUGGAUAGUGCCAGAUUUGAAGAAGGUUUUUGAAAUUCUGUCGUCACGUGGUAAAUUAACAACAUGGUUAGUGCUGCUGUGCCAGGCAAGUGAAGUGACAUAUUGCAAGAUUUCAUUAAGUGAUAGGAAGGCUAUUAGAAGGAAGACAGUUUAUCCUUUUGAUGUCAGAUAACUUCACUGAAUGUUGGCUUCAUUGGGCUGUUCUGUUUUGUGGACCUUAAUAUAACCCUUUCCACCCUGGUUGUAGGUUUUACUGUGUUUUGGACACAGUUUGUGUUAGAGGAAAGUGUACUCAUUUCUCCAAGUGAAGCUUUGCAGCGUUGAUUCUGGCUUUAAGAGUUUACCUGAAGAUAAGUGCUGCUCCUUAAAAUAUUACAUUUCAGCUCAGUUCUGCAGACGGUAACAAUUUUAACUGUAUAGCCUCUGGGUACAGUAACUGUACUGAUAAAAACCAAACUUCUCUUACUGACAUUCACUUAGCAGGGUUCUCCCAUAUGAUUAGCAGUACUGACGUACAAUAAUUUGUUUCACAUGUCAGGUGAUAAAAUGAGUAUUGGGCUCACAGGGUAUAGAUUCAUUUGACAGAGAUUCUUAUUUCCCUUGCUGUGAACAGUUAGGCGUUCCCACAUGGACUGCUCAUGGAUAAAUAGCAUUGGCGUUCUGUGUGGGAAAGCGUUGACUGCUCAAUGCCACAGGGUUAUGGGGUUGGUUGGCAUAGCUAUGAGUGUUGUCUAUCAGGCAUUACUUUAAAGGUUUCACUGUAAUAUGCACUCACUGGCUAUGUCUAUACAUGGAGCUGGGGGCGUGAUUCUCAGUGUGAGGUGACAAACUUGUUCUAGCUCUCAUCAAGCUAGUGCACUAAAAAUAGUAGUGUAGCACUGAUUGUAUGAGUAGCAGCAUGGGCUGGUUGCCCAGAGUACAGACUUACUGGGCCCUAGCGGUGCGUACUGUUUUUCACAUGCUAGCUCAAUGACAGCGAGCAUGAGUAUGCCUACUUGAGCUGGGAAUCCUUGCCUCCCAUCUCCAUGUGUAGAGAUGGUCUUAAUGUGUCUCUCUUCAGUUAUGGGCCAAUAUGGCCGUUAACAUGUCUUCAGAUAAUGGUAAAUCAUGUGGCAUAGUGUGCACCUUGAAGAUUAUUACUAAUCAACACAUGUUUAGGUAUAAGGCUACUGGAAGCCGUGGUGUGUAUAUAUAAAUGUUACAUGUGUAUAAUACUGUGUACUUAAAUAAAGAGAAUAUUUGUGCUACUUGGAAUUCCUUUUUGGAAUAAAGGGGGUUGUUUUUUAACAGACCAUUCCAGUGGUUUGGAAUUCUCUUAUACAUUUAUGUCUCACACACACACUCUUCCUCUUUCUGAGAUGCUGUUAACUGCUCCCUUCUGUUUUGGUGCUACCAUUGCUUUAUGCAAGAAAUAGAAUGUGUUCUAACUAUGAAGACAAUGCCUAUUUUUAAAAGAAAAAGGGGGGUUUAUCUCAAGAAUGAAACAGAUUUGAAACAUUGCACAAAAUAGAUUGUUGGUGGAUGACAAAUGCGUUGGUAAAAGCUUUUUUAUUUUUACUUUUUAACCAUCUUGACCGUGUGUGCCUAUUUGUAUUGCGGAUGUGGGCUGCAACUGUUUGGGGUGAGAGGGAGUUGAUGUGUGUUAGUAUGGUUUGAAAUGUAAUGCUAACUAGAAGCAGUGGCCCCUCCCCCUCUUCUUUUUCCAAACAAACUGUUCUUGCCAAAAUUUUCUACCUGUCACAACUUUUGCUUUUUUUCCAGCACAGUAAAAUAUCAUGUCCCCCUAUUACUUCCCUCUGCUAGCCACCUGUAAUCUCUCUAGAAUGGUAUAGAAUAUACAUAAAGUCAUCAGAUCUUUCCUUUGGCUUUAAAAAAAAAAAAAUCAAGUUGGGUAUAUUGUAAACCUACCUUAAUCAUUUGAAGACUAAAUUUUGUUUUGAAAUGCAUGUAAUGUACUAUUUAACCUUUUUUUUUAAUACUUGCAUUAUUUUAGUUUUUUCCAAAACGUCUGUGAAAAUGAAUGGAGGUUGCAGUGCAGGUCUAAAUCUGAAAGGACAUAGGACCAGAUGAUAUCUUGAGGGAAUACUAAACAUGACUGCCAAACCUUUGUCAGAGAGAAUGUGAUUUUACUUUCAGACUUCUCUAACUUUUUAUUUAGUGCUAUUCAAUGACAAAUAGCUGGAAUUAUAAAACAGUUUAUAUAAAAUUGAAAUGUGCAUAAAUUGGCAAUUUACAUCAUUUCUCCACAGACUAAUAAAAUGCUAUGGGGGUAUGGUGAUGGUAUCAGAGGUUUUUGGCACUAUUUAUGCACGUGCUGAGUACCCAGUUAUGUAUUAUGGUGUCAGCUGAAGGCUCAGAAUAAGAAGAGGUGAACAGAAAGCAAACAAGGUUCUGAAAGUAAAAUGCUUGUGUGCAGAUUUUCAGUGGUGAAUGUUGUACCUUCAGUUAAAUCAUUUUCUUUUGCAAAAAUGUAUUAUGUCUGUGGUUGAGAUUAAAAGGGCAAGUUUUUGAUUUUGUUUAACAUUCUGUCGCUCACAAUACUUGCAUUGUGAAAUUCAGUCAUGGAACUCUUUCUGAGCCAAAACUGUCACCAGUUUUCUGUGACAGAUUCCACUCCUCUCUUUCUGCCAUUCUCUAUACUGGAAGGACUCUAUGUUGUGUUUGUUUUUACCUUUUUAAAAAAUUUUUAUUGGUUUUAGUGUCGCUUUGCUUCAGUUUGAAGUGUAACUUUCACUAAUAACUGCAAUAAAAAAAAGCUUUGCUCCAAA